ACACGACAGGGCGCUGCAGACGUCAUCCUCGCGUCCGCUCGCAUCUUGUGGGAAGACCUUGCCUUAUCACAACCUCUUCAGCGCCGUUGCAACAUCAAGGGGCCGCGGCCGCCAGAGAAGGGCCGCUGCUCAACCUCUCCGCCGGAACACUCAUCGCCGAUAAAAGGAGGAAACUCACUCGCCUCUGACAUCUUUCAGGUUGCGUUCGAGCAUGUGGCUGCAGCGGUGGUUGACGCUGUGCGCCCUGACAUCCGCGACGUUGGCUCGCGCAGAGACGACGGUCACCGAGGACGACCUGCUGGUGUCCACAAUGACUGCCGUCGGGCCAUGCCAGCUGGUGGAACCCACACGGGUGGCGUGCGAGGGGCUGCUGGCCUUGGACGAGGUCGCGGCCAGCAUCCCGGAAGAAGCCUGGCCGGAAGUUACGACGCUCGCCAUAGAAAACGGGAGGUUCCUGACCCUGACCUUGGAUGAUUUGCUGGAUCUGCCUUCUUUACACACGCUGGUCUUCAAUCAUAGCCAAGUGUCGCGAUGGGCGGUGCCCACGAGGAAGGGCGUCCCCGCCAUCAGCCACCUCGUCCUCCGCGAGUGCUGGGACGCCGAGGACCAGACGCUCUCGCUCACUAGGAAGAUGAUGCUGGGUCUGAAGGGCCUCGAGGAGAUCCAUAUCCUCGACUGUCUCCUCCUCAACCUCGAGUUCAGUGUCCUCGAGGCCGAGAAACCGCUACAGCUACUGCGCAUCGAGGGCGGCAGCCUCGUGUGUAAGAACGGCAACCUGUGGAUGCUGUUCUGGCUGGAGUCGGGGCAGAUCAGCGUGAGCGAAGACACCACCUGCUUCCGCCACACCACCAGCCUCGUGGUCUACUUCAGCUUCAACGGACACCCGUUCCUGCACAUCAUGGGCUACCUCAAGGAGGCGGUGCGUGACUGCCCGAGGUUGUGCUCCUGCGAGGUCCGCGGCAUGAAAACGACGGGGAAGCCGCUGCAGUACGCGGCGUGCGAGGGGCGCGGCGUCACGAGCCUCCCGCUCACCCUCCCUAGGUUCACGUCGCAGCUCUACCUGACGAACAACAAUAUAACAGAUAUCAAUACGCUUUUCACCAAUGAGAACUACAGAAACUUGGACCACGUUAAUCUGAAGAACAAUCAGAUUUCGUAUAUCGAUGGAGAUUUGUUCUACAACUUUGUCAAGAACCGUUCUCAUAACAUGCACAUCAACUUGUCAAACAACCGCUUGAGAACGGUCCCCAUCUGGGCGCUGAGAAAGGUGCACGAGGACGGCAAGGACUCCAACCUCACCAUCUACAACCUCGUCGAGCUGCGGGGCAACCCCUGGGACUGCCGGAACUGCUCCUUCGUUGAGGAAUUCAGGAGCGACGCUAGGGGAGGCUCUGCUCAGAUGGCACCUUUGCCUGGGACUCUCCAGUUUGUACAGGAACGUCCAUUUGAAAAAAAAUAUAUGAUGUCCCGACAGUUCCGCCAGCCUCUCCCGCUGCCGCAGGCAUCCGAGACAUGCGGCGGCGACGGGAACCUCGUCCCAAGGGCCGAGCUGGAAGCGCCGCCUGCACCGCCCUUCGGCCAGACAGCCUCCGCCCACAGGCCAUGA
This is a messenger RNA of Penaeus chinensis, 1606 nucleotides long. Its product is annotated as protein singed wings 2-like. Bases 212 to 1606 code for a protein of 464 amino acids. The record is from RefSeq and is a predicted model, not a curated record. The transcript is spliced from 11 exons. Lineage: Eukaryota; Metazoa; Arthropoda; Malacostraca; Decapoda; Penaeidae.